AUGGACCUCCCUUCAUCACCUCCAGUCUCCCCAGAGGAGGAUGGAUCUCUUCUACCUACCCAACCCCAGCAGCCUAACAACACGUUCAGCAACGACCUUUCCGCGAUGCCUGGUGAAGAACACUUCGCAGUCAAUGACUCACUACCCUCGAAGAACACUGCUGGUGACAAUGUAAGGCCUCAAGGCUCGAGUUUACCAAGUUCAGUCGCUCAUGCUGCGACACCUUUGGAAGGUGACCUUGCCAGAAACAAUCCACCAACAAACCCUACAACCAGAAAUCACCUCAAAGGAUACAAUCUGUCUGAAGAGCAUGAAAGCUGCCGUCGAAGUUUCGAGUAUCAGCUGAGUGCGUUGAACACGCGUCUCCAAGAUGCGAUUCAAGUCGGCAUGAAAACUGAUCUUGAUCUGAUCCGUGCAAAUGCAUUUUACACCUAUAACGUCCGACAGCUGAAAGAUACACACCAGAAGGAAAUGGAGGCAUUGAGAAAGAAAAUGAUGGCGGAACACGAGAAGGAGGUCCAGAGGUCGCAGAAGCUGAUCGAGGAACCUAAGCAGUCACGAUCGGCCCACGAAAGGCUACAGGUGGAGAACAGGGCAUUGAAGAAGAAGGCUGCUGAUACAAAGGCCUCUAAGGAACCACUAGCCAAGGAGAAUCAGGAGUUGAAAGCAACUCUCGCCAACCUCAAUGCGGAGCAUGAGCAAGUUAAAAAAGCUCUCGGAAAAGCCAAGGCUCGCAUACAGCAGAAUACCAAGGAUACCUGUGCUGUCUCUCUCCAACAUGAACGAAGCUUGGAAGAGUACAAGCUGGUGGAAGCCGACCUCUUGGAAUCGAGAUCCGACGUUAAAGCACUACAAAGGCAGGUUGAAGACAUGAAAUCCCAGAAAGCAGAAUUUGCAAACCUCGCCCAAAGUCUAGAGCUGAAAAUUGCAGCACUGGAGAAAGAUCAAGCAAACGAAAAACCGCUGGUUGAUGUCGGAACCGCUAUCCGCAUGCGACAUAUGGUACUUCAGUCGAUUGUUGUUGAGCCCGUUAGCCGCAGGGAGAAGAAAUUAGUCCAAGCUGGCAACAUAGCUGCUCAUGAGGAAAACAUUGAAGCAGAUCUAGCAGUAUUCACGGCAGGCACGGAUUUGGGAGAAUAUGAGAAGAAAUACUUCCAAAUGUUACAUGGUAUGAGUCCCAAUGGUUAUAGAAUCAUGGCGAGCCACAUAGCCAGAUUCUCGGGUUUCGACGAGGGAAUGUUUGGUGAUGAUGAGAUUCCCCAAUUCGCAUCUGAUGUAGCCAGCUUCGAGAGGUCAACAGAAGGGAUUCUAGCAUACGAGAAGGAGGAACAUUGGCCAUUAGGGAAGCCGCGGGAUCAACUUCCACACGACGACGAUUGUUGGUGUGGGCGAUGUCCUUGUAAGAAACCACCCGCCACAGCUGACUCUGGAAACGGACCCUCAAAUACACCAGUUCAGAAUGUCGAGGCCAUCAACCAAAUCAGACAACAAAAUAUGGGGGUGUCGAAUACCACAAGCCCAGUCACUCAGGUCGAUUAUACGCCAAAUUGGGAUACGAAUGUUGAGGAUGACUGGGGCUCGCCCUCUGUUGUGAAGACUAAAGAUUUUGGAGGAGGAUGGGAAUCGCCGGCACCAACUUCCCACGUUCAAACUCAAUAUGUAUCCCAUACAAGUGUUUUGGGUUUGCCAGUACCGAAUUAUCAUCCUGUGCAGGCUACAUCAGCUUUCACUACCAAUGAAUUGGCCUCCAUAUCACAAAGCAACAGGGACUGGUUUCAAGCUCCAACUUCUGUAAAUGGAGCAAAAUGGAGUGUACAGAAGCCAGUACUUGGUAGUACGGGUGCUGGUGGUAGCAAUAUCCAUACAUCUGUCGCUGUUGGGGGAUGGGCAACUUCUACCGCACCAUUAGAGGCAACUGCCAUGUUUCAAAAUGAUUGGUAA
Messenger RNA from Cadophora gregata, 1941 nucleotides. RefSeq lists its product as uncharacterized. Bases 1 to 1941 code for a protein of 646 amino acids. The transcript is spliced from 3 exons. The record is from RefSeq and is a predicted model, not a curated record. NCBI's taxonomy places the organism in Eukaryota, Fungi, Ascomycota, Leotiomycetes, Helotiales, Ploettnerulaceae.